AUGCAAAGUAAUACUAUAAAAUAAUUAUUGUUGGAUAUUACAGAAAUAAUAGAUGAUGUAAUACAUCUUUUUUGAAUUAGGAUAUAAUUGAAUCAUGUCAAUAGAUUAUUUAAGUAAAUGUAGAGUAAAUUUGUGAGUAAUCAGAAAAGUCAUAAUAUGAUUAUAUUCUUUAAGUAGUUGCUCAUUUGAAUAGGUAAUUAUAUUAUAAAUUAUACAAAGGGUCAAAAACAUCUAUGAAUUACAAUUAGAAGAACAAAUAAACAAUGAUUAUGAAACAAUGAUCCAAAAACUUGAGGCUUCAAUAAGAAAUCAUAUAGGAAUAGAAUAAUAAUAGAAAUUAUAAAUUGAUGCUUUGAUAUAAAAAAUAGAUGAAAUCACUAAUGAAAAAGAUUGUAUUAUAAAAUAAUAAUCAGAUAAAAUAAAAUCUAUGGAAUAAAUCAUUAAAGUAAAAAAAGUGAAAUUAUCAUAAGGAUCAACAUAAAAAAAUGUUAGAUAGUUCACCAAAAGAGAUUUUACAUAAAAAAACACCCUCUGCUUUUGAAAGGUUAAGUAAAUUAGUUUCUAAUAAAUCUUAAAAAAAUUUACAAAACUCAAAUAAUGAAGCAAAUUUUAAAGCAUUAUUAAAAAUAUGUAAUACUGAAAAAGAUCGUUCUCUUUCAAAAGGAAGAAAAUAACUUUCUGCUAAAAGAGAAUUAGGAUAUAAAAGAAUAAAUGAUGAAACUUAGUAAAUAAAUAUAUUUAUAAAGAAAUCUAGAACCUAAAUUGACUGAAACAUAAAGAUAAAGAGAUUCAAAAGGUGAAAAAAGACAUAGACUCUAAAAAUCAGAAAAAAUAAAUGAAUAAUCAUAAUAAUCUGUAAGUACUGAGAAACUUAAUAAAUAUACAAAAACAACAAAAAAAGAAUCUCCAUUAAUUAGAGUAUUAUUAUCUACAUAAAAAGUAAAAGCCAGAAUAAACAUUAUCUAGCCAAAGUUUUGAUUAAGUUGGUAAAAGUUUAUAAGCCUUACAGAAACAGAUUUCAAAUUCUCGUCUCUAAAAUAACCAAACUUCAUAAUUACUUAAAUUCUUAUAGAAAAAAUGAUAUUAUAUAUAUG
Messenger RNA from Paramecium sonneborni, 1094 nucleotides. The record is from the annotation of a GenBank genome assembly. Lineage: Eukaryota; Ciliophora; Oligohymenophorea; Peniculida; Parameciidae.